GUGGAGCCACACCAAAAAAAGAAGAGAGAGACACGGAUGGAGGAAACGUGACAGCAGCAGAAAAAAGAGAGAGAGAGAGAAAGAGCGCACGGGACAGCAGAGGAAAAGGAGGAGGGAGGAAAAAACAGAGAGAGAUAAGAGAGAGAGAGACUCACACAAGGACUUCUAGGAGUGGAAGGAGCCUCCCAGGAGAGGAAAGAAGGACACACACAGAGAGAGGACAGCUCCUCCAUCCUUUGCAUUCCUCCAUCCAGGCGGCGUCAUGUCCGAAGGGGUCGAUUCCCAGCCGGUGGCCCUUGGGGCGUCCCGGGUGGAGCUCCGGGUCUCCUGCUGGAGCCUCCCGCAGCGUGGAAGCACCAUCAAGCCGGAUCCCUGCCUGGUGCUCCAGCUGCUCAGCGGCGAACAGUGGAAUGAGGUGGGUCGCUCUGAGGUCCUCCACAGGUCCCAGAACCCCGUCUUCGCUCAUGUCUUCGCCCUGGACUAUUUCUUCGAAGAGAUGCAGACCUUGCGGUUCGAAGUCUUCGAUGCCGACGGAGAGGAUGCUGAGAACGUGGGACUCGAAGAAGGUGGCCUUCUUGGGACGGUUGAAUGUACCUUGGGCCAGAUUGUCUCCCAGACCAAGGUCACCAAACCGCUGGUGCUGCCAAACGGAGAGGAGGCAGAGAACUCAACAAUCUCGAUUGAGGCCGAGGAGGUGUCCAGGACAAACGAAUUUGUGCAGCUACAGUUUCACGGGGAAGAGCUGGAUGACAAGGAUUUCUUCAGCAAAUCUGACCCUUUCCUGGAAAUCUAUAAGGUCAACGCCAAUGAGAAGGAGCAUCUGGUUUGGAGGACAGAGGUAGUGAAGAACAACCUGAGUCCCCGGUGGGAAUCUUUCCGCGUCUCCUUGCAGUCCUUGUGCAGCUGCGACCCCGACAAAACCAUCCGGUGUAUUGUUUACGAUCACGACUCGAGCGGAAAGCACGACUAUAUCGGGGAGUUCAGCACCAACUUCCAGGAGAUGCUGCGAGCUUCUGAAGGAGACGAGUUGAAAUGGGAGUGCAUCAAUCAUAAAUACCAAGAGAAAAAGAAGCACUACAAGAACUCCGGGUACAUCGUUCUCACUCAGUGCAAGAUGGAGAAAGUCCAUACUUUCUUGGAUUACAUUAUGGGUGGCUUACAGAUCUCCUUUACAGUGGCUAUUGAUUUCACUGCCUCCAAUGGGGACCCUCGGAGCGAACACUCCCUUCACUUCAUCAACCCCAAAGAACCCAACGAAUACCUGAAAGCGUUGUCUUCGGUGGGAGAGAUCUGCCAAGACUAUGACAGUGACAAGCGGUUCCCCGCUUUUGGCUUUGGAGCACGGAUCCCUCCAGACUUCGAGGUGUCUCACGAUUUUGCCAUCAAUUUCGAACCAGAGAACGCCGAAUGUGAAAGGAUCGUUGGCGUGAUUGAAGCCUACAAGCGUUGCCUGCCCCAAAUCCAGCUCUACGGUCCGACCAACGUUGCGCCCAUCAUUAACAAAGUGGCAGCCCCAGCAGCAGAGGAAGAGAAAACAGGGAUGCCCACGAAAUACCGCGUCCUGUUGAUCCUGACCGACGGUGUGGUGAGCGAUAUGCCCGAGGCGUGUGAUGCCGUGGUCCGGGCUUCCCACCUGCCCCUGUCCAUCAUCAUCGUGGGCAUCGGGAACGCCGACUUCUCCGACAUGCGGGAGCUCAACGGAGAUCGUGGGAUGCUGGAGUCGGACGAAGGCAGGGCUGUCCGCGACAUCGUCCAGUUUGUGCCAGUCCGGGAAUUCAAGAAGUCGCCCCCCAAUGCUCUCGCCAAAUACGUCCUGGCGGAGGUCCCCAAACAAGUGGUGGAAUACUAUGCGAGCAAAGGCAUCGCCCCAGUGACGCAGAGGUCUUCCUCCCCGCAGCCCCAGUGAGACUCAUGCACCCUUCCCCAUGGGCAUGGUUUGUCCAGCACCUUAAUGUGCCUGUUUCUCUUUCCCCACACCUCCGUCUUCCAGCUCUAUAGUCCCUUAGGACCCCCUCCUCGGCCUCUUCUGGUGGGGAAAAGAGAGAAAGAGAGGGAAAAAAUACAAUUAAGGAGAGAGCACUUCGUCUCUGGCCUCCGGGCCUCCACCCUGCGACUCAGGACGGCAGCUGGGACUGCACUCCAUCCAGAUGUUCCCAGCUGUUCCCCAUCUCCCCAUCCCCAGCCCUCACGGACCCUCGCCCCAAAUUGCCUGCAUCGGUGACUUCCAUCUCCUUUAAUAAACCAGCUCUCUUGAACACCC
This is a messenger RNA of Anolis carolinensis (green anole), 2260 nucleotides long. RefSeq names its product copine 6 (gene cpne6). The coding region runs from base 263 to 1906 and encodes 547 amino acids. Gene Ontology annotation, molecular function: calcium-dependent phospholipid binding. NCBI's taxonomy places the organism in Eukaryota, Metazoa, Chordata, Lepidosauria, Squamata, Anolidae. The record is from RefSeq and is a predicted model, not a curated record. The transcript has 17 exons. Gene Ontology annotation, biological process: cellular response to calcium ion. Gene Ontology annotation, cellular component: plasma membrane.